Protopterus annectens (West African lungfish) is the source of this 1751-nucleotide messenger RNA. RefSeq names its product sphingolipid delta(4)-desaturase DES1-like. Lineage: Eukaryota; Metazoa; Chordata; Ceratodontiformes; Protopteridae. Gene Ontology annotation, cellular component: membrane. Gene Ontology annotation, biological process: ceramide biosynthetic process. Bases 137 to 1105 code for a protein of 322 amino acids. Gene Ontology annotation, molecular function: sphingolipid delta-4 desaturase activity. The transcript is spliced from 3 exons. The record is from RefSeq and is a predicted model, not a curated record.
UUAUUGAUGCAAUACUGUACAAGUACGUGUCUUGCAUACUGCAGUGCAUUUCUUCACCCUCUCUGUCUCGUUUCCUUUCCUCUUGUGUGCUUCCCUGCAUUUCCUUCUUGGAUGGGAUUCUGAUCUUCAGUUUACAAUGGGGAACAAAGUGACCAGAGAUCAUUUUGAGUGGGUCUAUACAGAACAACCCCACUGCAGCAGAAGGAAGGAAAUCUUAGCUAAACAUCCAGAGAUAAAAAGCUUGAUGGGUCCUGAUCCCUUUCUGAAAUGGAUUGUCACAUUAAUGGUCAUCACUCAAUUUGUGGCAUGCUAUUUUGUCAAGGACUUGUCUUGGAAGUGGAUAUUUUUCUGGGCAUAUGCCUUUGGAGGCUGCAUUAACCACUCUCUAACCCUCGCUAUCCAUGAUAUUUCUCAUAAUGUGGCAUUUGGGAACAAGGAAGCUAAGUGGAAUCGAAUUUUUGGAAUUUUUGCCAACCUGCCUAUUGGGAUGCCGUACUCUGUUUCCUUCAAAAAGUACCAUAUUGACCAUCAUCGCUAUCUGGGUGGAGAUGGCUUAGAUGUUGAUAUUCCCACUGAGUUUGAGGGGAAAUUCUUUUGCACACCCUUCCGUAAAGUCAUCUGGAUGUUUCUGCAACCACUUUUCUAUAUCCUACGACCACUGUGCGUCAACCCCAAACCAGUUACCCAAAUGGAAAUUGUAAAUGCUACAAUUCAGUUUGCCUAUGACUUGCUUAUCUACUAUCUCUGGGGUGUGAAGUCUUUUUUCUACAUGUUGCUAGGUUCGAUGCUUUGUAUGGGAGUUCACCCAAUUUCAGGACAUUUUAUCGCUGAGCAUUACAUGUUUCUUAAAGGUUAUGAAACAUAUUCCUACUACGGCCCUUUAAACUGGCUAACUUUCAAUGUGGGUUAUCAUACAGAACAUCAUGAUUUUCCUAGCAUUCCUGGGAGCAAAUUACCACUGGUAAGGAAGAUGGCUCCUGAAUACUAUGAGGAUCUUCCCCAGCACAGUUCAUGGGUACGAGUCGUUUGGGACUUUAUUUUCUGUGAUGCAUUGGGUCCCUUCUCUCGGGUUAAAAGAGAAUGCAAACUGGUGAAGGAAGACUGAAGUUCAGUGAAAAUUACCUAGAUGUCUUGAUAUUCAUCAGCAUAAAGAAAAGAACUGACAAUCAUUUUAAUGUAAACUGCAAUAUAGUUGUGAUAUAUGAAAACAAGACUGUGUGGAGUGGAUUUAUAAAAGAGUACGGCAGGAAGUCACAGUAAAGCCAGUAAUGAAUGUAAUAUUAGUCAAAUGUGUGUUUGACCUUAUUGUACCCUCUGAUAAGUAGGAGAUGUAUGUUACUGUAGAUUCAAAGGCUGUUUAGUCUACAGUGCAUUUAAAAACAUUGUUUAGGUUUAAGAUACGUGCUAGUGAAAAGGCACAAAAGUUGCACUGUGAUGGACAUUACUUCUUGAAGGUGGAAGUGAUUUGUGAAACAAUUUGGCUUACUGCUGGUCUAACAAAUGAUGGUUAAGAUGUGUGGAUCCAAAUAAAAAACAUUUAUAGAGCAAUUGUCUUAUUAAAGAGGAAGGGUAUCCACUAAACCUUUCCAAAAUUGUACUCAGGCUUGCUGUAUUGACCAAGAUGCAAGUCAGAAUGUAAUUUACAUAAAUGGAAUGUAUUCAACCAUUACAGUGUUUGAUCUUUGUUUUCUCCAAGAUGUUAUCUUCAAAAGAGGUUUAUAUAAAAAAAUACAAUAAAGUUUAUAGAGGCA